CUGCCAAUCCGUGCGCCGAGGGGCGGGGCUUGUUGCCUGGGGGACACGGGCGCGAGGCUGGCGAGGGGGCGCGCGGAGCCGCCGCUCCGGUGCCGCCGCCGCCAUGAUCCACAGCCUGUUCCUGAUCAACGCCGCCGGGGACAUCUUCCUGGAGAAGCACUGGAAGAGCGUCGUCAGCCGCUCCGUCUGCGACUACUUCUUCGAGGCGCAGGAGCGGGCCUCGGAGGCGGAGAACGUGCCGCCGGUGAUCCCCACCCCGCACCACUACCUCCUCAGCGUCUACCGCCACAAGAUCUUCUUCGUGGCCGUCAUCCAGAGCGAGGUGCCGCCGCUCUUCGUCAUCGAGUUCCUGCACCGCGUGGUCGACACUUUCCAGGAUUACUUUGGUGUCUGUUCAGAGGUGAUGAUCAAGGACAAUGUUGUGGUGGUUUAUGAGGUGCUGGAGGAGAUGCUGGACAAUGGUUUUCCAUUGGCAACAGAGUCUAAUAUUCUUAAGGAACUGAUAAAACCUCCCACUAUCCUGCGAACAGUUGUCAACACCAUCACAGGAAGCACUAACGUGGGUGACCAGCUUCCUACUGGACAGCUGUCAGUGGUGCCUUGGAGACGUACUGGUGUCAAAUAUACCAACAAUGAGGCGUAUUUUGAUGUAAUUGAGGAGAUAGAUGCAAUCAUUGACAAAUCAGGUUCCACAAUUACUGCUGAAAUCCAAGGUGUGAUUGAUGCUUGUGUUAAGCUGACUGGGAUGCCAGACCUUACCCUCUCCUUUAUGAACCCUCGGUUGUUGGAUGAUGUCAGCUUUCAUCCGUGUGUGCGUUUUAAGCGCUGGGAGUCAGAGAGAAUACUCUCCUUCAUUCCACCUGAUGGGAAUUUUCGCUUGCUCUCCUACCAUGUCAGUGCUCAGAAUCUUGUGGCAAUUCCUGUCUACGUUAAACACAACAUCAGUUUCCGCGAUAGCAGCUCACUGGGACGUUUUGAGAUCACAGUGGGACCGAAGCAGACUAUGGGGAAGACUGUAGAGGGAGUGAUGGUAACUAGCCAGAUGCCAAAAGGUGUCUUAAAUAUGACCCUCACAGCCUCUCAGGGAACACAUAUCUUCGAUCCAGUUACAAAGCUGCUGUCAUGGGAUGUGGGGAAAAUAAACCCCCAGAAGCUGCCAAGCCUGAAGGGGAGCAUGAGCCUGCAAGCUGGGACAUCAAAACCAGAUGAAAACCCCACCAUUAACCUGCAGUUUAAAAUUCAGCAGCUGGCUAUAUCUGGACUGAAAGUGAAUCGCUUGGACAUGUAUGGGGAGAAGUACAAGCCCUUCAAAGGGAUAAAAUACAUGACUAAGGCUGGCAAGUUUCAAGUCCGAACCUAGAGGAUCCUGAUAGUGAGGAAGAGCGCUUUCCUGUUUCUCCUGUCCCUGGCUGCUGGAUACAGCCUCUUAGCCCAUCCAUCUGUUUGGUGUUGCUCCCUUGCCUGUAGUAGCAUGAGCAGGAGAGCCAGUGCUUAGGGUGCUGGGGAGCAGGGAGAAGUGAGUUUGAUCUGAAACCAUCUCAUCCCCAGCUGAGUCUGAAGUAUUUGGAACAAUGGCAGAUGAGAGACGUGUUCAGGUCCCUUGGGAUUAGUGAGUCAGCUAUGUAAGCUUGUAUCACCUUCAUUUUGCUGUCUUAAAGGAAAUUCUAGGGAUUUAUUGUCUUUCGUAACUGCUCUUAUGUCUUGGUUGGCCUUUAUCCCUUUGUAGAUGAUACAAAGUUGAAUUUCCACAAACUUCAACUCCAGCAUGGUGUUCCAGCACCUGCUCUUCUCCAUCACUGGGCACUAGGGUGGAGAGCUCUGUAGUUCUUGGCAGCAGAGAGAUCAUGUAGUCAUUCUGCCUCAAAGAGAUUGGAAGAAGUGGAAAGGUAGAUUGUCCCACCGAGGAUGGGAAAUUAACAAGUCUGAUAUUGGGGAUGGUGCCACAGGGGGAGGAAGGGAAGAAGUGGGUGUUUUUUCUAGAUAUUUCAUAAGCCAUCUUGGUCAUCAAGUAUCUUGACAGUCUGGAAACCUGUCCAAAUCUUGGUAUGGUAUCCUGUGAAGGGCUGACUGUAGCACACGCGAUCUUGUAACUGAGGGGUGGUGACAUUUGAAUGUAAUUCUGCUUCUCUUAUCUAGUCAGUAUUUGAAGGUAGGGAUUCUCCUAGCUUCUUUAGGGAGUCAGGGAAGAGACAGAGUGGCAGGAGAAUUUUUGUGGAUGCAUAGCACUCUGGAAACUGGAGCUGUGGCUAAAUGAAGACAAUCACUAUCCUUCUAACUUGUUGGAACCUCUUUUCAUCUCUGCCUGCCUGUUACAAAUGAAGGUGAUACUGCUGUUCUGCUCACUUAUGUCUUUGAGAUAAUCGUGUCCUCAUACCUUUGUAGUGUUCUGGCUAUCCUACCUCAUUCCAGUUCCUGUACCAGUCAGCUGCUGUGCAGGUGGAUUCAAGCCUACCGUGGAUUUUUCACUGGCACCAUCUCUUCUGCAGGAGCUGUUGCUGCAUCUGCCCAUUCCAGUCUGUGCUGCAUCUCUCUGUACAGCAUAAAUACGAAAUGAGAGGAAUCUGCACUAUUCCAUAUUGUCUGUAAUGUGAUCUUUGGCCUCUAGAUAUCAAUGUGUUUUCUCUGUGGUAGCAGAACUUGAUCCUCAGCUGCUAUAUGAAUGACUACAGCAUCUGUCAGGUGGCUGUGGAGUCCAGCAUGUAGAGUUCAUGCUUGUGAACAGAACCAGGUGACCCUAAACAAAGGAUAACAUACAUUCCAGUUUGCAUGUGAUGGAUACUUACAGCGGAUGAGUGCCAUCUUGCUUGGGGAACUGCAAGUUCUAUUGCAACCGAUAAAUGCCAUAGCAGGUGGCAUUACUGCUGAGCAUGUUCAGUGCAAAUAUAACCUUCAGCAAGGGCAUCAAUAAAAUUCAUUUCUACAUCA
Messenger RNA from Columba livia (rock pigeon), 2925 nucleotides. RefSeq names its product adaptor related protein complex 3 subunit mu 2 (gene AP3M2). Gene Ontology annotation, cellular component: clathrin adaptor complex; cytoplasmic vesicle. The record is from RefSeq and is a predicted model, not a curated record. The coding region runs from base 104 to 1360 and encodes 418 amino acids. Gene Ontology annotation, biological process: intracellular protein transport; endocytosis. The transcript is spliced from 8 exons. NCBI's taxonomy places the organism in Eukaryota, Metazoa, Chordata, Aves, Columbiformes, Columbidae.